AUGGCCCGCAAGGUGAAGGCUAAGAGUAAACAUCUCAGCUACCACUCCAAUGAUCAGGCUAUGCCUAAUCAGAUGGAUUCACCCUCGGCAAUCACAGAUGGUGCAUUACCUCCGUGCAAAAGAGCCACUGGCUGGGCAAAAGCGGAACAGAUCAUGGAAGCGGCAUGUGCCCUAGAAGAUUGGUUGGACUCCGACCGGAGUGAGGAGGAGGUUUCCAACGCCCCUGACCACGCCUACUAUAAUGAGGCGGGGUCCGAGGCGGAGGAGCCGUUUGACCUUGGAGCCCAGGAGGCUCUGACCUCCACGGCACUUGGCUUGGUGGAUGCUCCGAGGGAUGCGGGGGUGGGUCUCCAGGACCCACAGGGCCACCCCCUGUUCUAUCCGGACGACUUGCACAACCCGCAUUCCGCGAAGUGGGAGCCACCCAGUCACAUUGCCAGCUAUUUGGCACUGUGCAUGUGCACACUGCUAUCUAAGGAGGGGCAAAACAAACUUAGAGCUCAAUGCCCCUGCCCCAUCAUGCCCGAUGCGGCUUGUAAGACCCCGGAAGUGGACCCACAGAUUUCCAAAUUUUAA
Molecule: messenger RNA, 576 nt
Organism: Pelobates cultripes (western spadefoot toad)
Lineage: Eukaryota; Metazoa; Chordata; Amphibia; Anura; Pelobatidae
Source: the annotation of a GenBank genome assembly